Sorghum bicolor (sorghum) is the source of this 915-nucleotide messenger RNA. Its product is annotated as bifunctional adenosine 5'-phosphosulfate phosphorylase/adenylylsulfatase HINT4. Gene Ontology annotation, molecular function: catalytic activity. The record is from RefSeq and is a predicted model, not a curated record. NCBI's taxonomy places the organism in Eukaryota, Viridiplantae, Streptophyta, Magnoliopsida, Poales, Poaceae. Bases 184 to 690 code for a protein of 168 amino acids. The transcript has 6 exons.
CAUACACGGCGAAACCAAAAGGAAACUAACUCCGACGACCGACACGACGGCGGCAUCCCGGACCCCGAGCCGGCCGCCGCGUCCGGGAGCGUCGCUGUUGAAUAGGUCAAGUCCACCCCGCGUCGGACGGAGUCCCGCUCCCACUCCCACCUUAUCCCGAACCAACCCGCGAGGGGUUGCGCCAUGAGGAAGACCUUCUGCUUCGGGGGCAGCCGCUUGGCCAGGAGGAUGUCGGAGCGGGCGCCGAUGGUCGACGGGUGCGUGUUCUGCGACAUCGCCCGCCGCGGCCCCACCUCCACCACUGCUCUUCUCUACUCCGAUGACAAGGUCGUGGCCUUCCGCGACAUCAACCCGUCGGCGUUCAGGCACUAUCUUGUCAUACCCAUUGAUCAUAUACCAACUGUAAAUAGCCUCCAUAAAACCAAAGAUGAUCACCAGUUAGUCAGUCACAUGGUGAAGGUGGGGAAAGACUUGCUCAAUCAAGAUGCUCCCAAUUCUGAGGAACACAGGUUUGGGUUCCAUCAGCCCCCAUUUAAUAGUGUCAAUCACCUUCAUCUUCAUUGCCUGGCACUUCCCUUUAUGCCCAGUUGGAGGCAAGUAAAAUAUACCCCUCUGGGACCUUUAGGGGGUUUUAUCGAAGCUGAAAAGCUAUUGGAAAGAAUAAAACCAGAAGCGGAAGUAUACAGUUAGCAUUUAUAUUUUACUGAUACUUGCUAUCCCUGCUUAUUUGCAUUAUUUUGUACUCUUAUUUAUGGGUCAAUCACUGUUUGUACAUUAUGUGAGUAUUUACUCUCUUCCCUCUUUUGUAACCAUCAGUUGCCGCGCGUUGUGUAUUGUAGUCACUGGUUGGACUUCUCUGAUAAUGUUGAACUAAAUGAAACUAACCACUCUAGAAGUUACACUGAGCUUUCAUUC